UAGUUAAAUGAACAAAGAAUAGGAUAAUUAUAACGUUUUCCUGAAGCUUAGUCAAUGUUACUUGUAUUGUGUUCUCUCUAGGUAUGCCAAAAUUAAAAUUUUGUUAUUUAUCAAACGCUAACAUGCAGUGACAUAUUAAACCUCAUUACGAUAAACUAAUACAAAAUGUAUUUCAUGUAUUCACUUCUUUUUUUAACAAUUAUUUCUUAUGGUGAAUGUAACUGUGAUAAUCCACGGCCAUAUACAGAAGGACAAACUUUGAACUUAAAUAUACGUCUAACCUACUACCUACUUAGGUGUCCAACACUUUAUCAAUAUGAGAUUUUAAGUAAACAAAAUAAGAACAUUAAAUCAGAAAGUACUGCUCAUUUACCGUAUAAUAAUAUAACAUUUUUAAAAAACUUGACAUCAGAUAUGGAUCAUACUAUAUUCUCUUUUACAAUAUUAAAUAAUGAUUACGCAACAUGUAAGCGCAAAGACUUAUUCAAAUUAGAAUACGAUCCCAACCUGAAAGGAGACAUAAACAUACUAGCCGAUUGUAAUGUGAAUUUGGAGAAACAAUGUGAUUUCUUCGAGCCUGUUACAUCUACACCAGAUACGUCAAAACCAUCGUAUUCUACGAAAACUGGUUAUUCAGACCAAAAACUAAAGCAGAUUCAUCAAUCUACAAUACAUCCGUCGACUCUACCGCCAUUUUCCGCCAUUGUUCCUUCAAUAUCAAAAUCGAAAACAGAUAAUAACACAACUUUAAUCAGCUAUAUUUAUAUAUUAAUCAUCUUCGUGGUUCUGAUCAUCAUAGUUUUUCUGUAUUAUUUAUAUAGGAAAUAUAAAACGCAAAAUUUUAUUAAUCUAUCACAAGAAAAUACUAAUAAUACUACAAACCAUCCAAAUGAACUACAAUUUGUUUCUAAUGAACCAACAACCAUGAAUGUUGGAGCCGCUCGUCAACCAGAAUUACUUUAUGCAGAAUUGGAGUUAAAACAACCAAAAGAAUCUAUUGUUAAUAAAAAAGACCAUAUCACGUACGCGGAAGUGGGUUUUAAAGUAACCACAGAAUAAGUAUAAUCUAAAACAAAAUAAAGUGCAAUUAAAACCUGUUUAAAAUGAUGAAGGACGAAAGUGAUCAUUUCUUUAUUAAAUUGAUGAUAAACAUAAAUCUACGUAGGUAUAGGUAUACUUAAUCUUAUUCAAAUCUAUUCAGCUGUUUAAGCGUGAUUCGCUAUGCAUUCAUUACAUUUUGUACAUAAAUUUAAAGAGUAUUAAUUAGCUUAGAAUUAUUAUUACAAUUUGUUUUGUGUAUACUUUUAUAUAGAUAGAUUUUAAAUUAUAAGAUCGAGCAAACAAUAGAGAGCAUCGAGUCUUAAAAACAGGUCAACUUUUUGCCAACUAAUUGUCAAAUUAGCUUACUCUUUUUUAUUAGUGUUCUAUGUACUUACCUUAGAUUAUAUAGAUACAAGUAUAAAAAAAAAUACAAAUGCUUUGAAAAAAGCAGGUCAACUUUUUCAUACAAUUUUGCAUAAUAAAUAGUUAUGAGUGAUUCCCUUAUAACUUUUAUAUUUA
Molecule: messenger RNA, 1560 nt
Organism: Galleria mellonella (greater wax moth)
Lineage: Eukaryota; Metazoa; Arthropoda; Insecta; Lepidoptera; Pyralidae
Exons: 7
Coding region: 166-1059 (297 amino acids)
Source: RefSeq, a predicted model, not a curated record